AUGGUUGUUGCAUCGUUUCUAAUCUGGAAAUACGAACUUUCAGACAACUCAGAAUCCGAAAGAGGGACGAUACAGAAUGACAGCUCGUUUUGUUUGUACUAUAAUAGAUCUUGGAAACCUUGUAUAAAAGAGAUUCACCCCGUUUUCUUAAUGGUUUUUCGGGUGAUUGCUUUCUGUCUGCUUUUUACGGCUAUGAGUUUCGAUAUAGCUAUUCAUGGAUUUGAGCUAUUUUUCUACUACACCCAGUGGACAUUUAUUUUAGUCACCGUCUAUUUUGGGCUCGGGUCAUUGCUUUCCAUGCAUGGAUGUUUCUACCAGCUUAAAUUAAAUGAAAAAAACAAAUGCCCUUCAUCACAGGAUAUGGAGAAAGGUUUAUAUGCUAACCUAGUGUAUGGAGCCAAUGGAGAUGGAAUGGAGUUGUUAGAAAAGUCGGACCACCCUGGAACCUCCCUUUGCUUUUGGGACAGUCUAUUUCAAGUUCUGUUCCAGAUGACAGCGGGAGCAGUAACUAUAACUGAUGUUAUUUACUGGUGUGUGAUAUUCCCAUUUAUGGCUCUUAAAGAUUAUGAAAUGAAUUUUCUGACAGUUGUAACACACUCGCUUAACGCUGUUUUGCUCAUUGGGGAUACUGCUGUAAAUAGCCUGCAAUUCCCUUGGUUCCGGAUUUCAUACUUCAUUUUGUGGACGGGUGUUUAUGUCAUCUUCCAGUGGAUUGUUCAUUCCUGUGUUGAUAUCUGGUGGCCAUAUCCUUUUCUUGAUUUAUCAGCAGCUCAUGCUCCACUCUGGUAUUUGGUGGUUGCAGUAAUGCAUGUCCCCUGCUAUGCUCUCUUCCUACUCUACUACUCUGAGGUUCAAAGUUUUUCAGUAGCCGGUCGAGUCGACCGGCGUUCGUUAUUGAGUCGAUCACCCGUUCGGACUGAGUUUUGCCGCCGUUCGCUUGAGCUACCCAUUUCUUGCCCCAAAGAGUUAUUCGAGCGCCUACUGAAUAAAGAAGACUUGAGCGAAGAGGAAGCAGAGGGAUCGCUCGAUUUCUUGCUAACCAAUGGCUCCGAAGCUUCAAUCAGCGCCUUUCUCGUUCUCCUCCGAGCCAAAGGUGAAACAUAUGAAGAGAUUGUGGCCAUGGCAAGGGCUAUGAUAAAAUGUUGCAGAAAAGUAGAUGGUUUAGAAAACGCGGUGGAUAUAGUAGGGACAGGUGGCGAUUGUUCCAACAUGGUGAAUAUCUCUACUGGGGCCGCAAUUCUCGCGGCUGCCUGUGGAGCUAAAGUAGCUAAGCAAGGGAAUAGGUCUAGUUCUUCUGCGUGUGGUAGUGCGGAUGUUUUGGAAGCUUUAGGAGUGGCCAUUAAUGUCGAGCCUGAGGGAGUUCGAACUUGUGUGGAACAAACGGGAAUCGGAUUUAUGAUGUCAACUAACUAUCAUCCGGCCAUGAAGACUUUUGCUCCCGUGAGGAAAAAGCUCGGAGUGAAGACCGUGUUUAACAUUCUCGGUCCCAUGUUAAAUCCUGCUUGUGUAUCUUUUUCGGUUGUUGGAGUUUAUAAAGAAGAUUUGGUUGGUAAGAUGGCUAAAGCAUUACAAAGAUACGGAAUGAAAAGAGCAUUAGUCGUAAAUUCCGAGGGGUUAGAUGAAAUGAGUCCGCUCGGGCCUGCAGUGGUGCUUCAUAUUACACCCGAAACUAUUGAGAAGUUUUCUUUCGACCCAUUGGAUUUUGGUAUUUCUCGGUGCACAUUAGCAGAUUUACGAGGGGAAGAUCCAAAAUACAAUGCGGAGUUGAUGAGGCGUGUGCUAUCGGGCGAGACAGGAGCCAUUGCAGAUUCAUUUGUGUUAAAUGCAGCUGCAGCAUUAUUUGUGUGUGGGAGAGUCCACAGCUUGGGAGAAGGGAUAGCUUUGGCACGUGAAGUACAUUUGUCGGGAAAAGCUUUGGAUACUCUUAAUCGAUGGAUUAGUCUCUCGAAUAAGUUGGCAAGGUGGGACGAGCAGCAAAUCUUAUUGGGCAUGGUAUAA
Messenger RNA from Striga hermonthica, 1998 nucleotides. The record is from the annotation of a GenBank genome assembly. Lineage: Eukaryota; Viridiplantae; Streptophyta; Magnoliopsida; Lamiales; Orobanchaceae.